AAGAAAAAAAAUACCGAUAGGAGAUUUGAAUUUUCGCUCUUUAAUCGUAAUUAAAACCAUUAAAAACCUUUCGCAAUGCCUGUUUAUAAUGAUAGGCAUGCGAUAAUGCAUAUAAUUUGUUUUGAUAGCGAAACAUAAUAUAAUAUUCAAUCAUUGAUCUACUAAGGCACUGUAAGACUGAAGUGAAAAUGGCCCGGACCAUUUUCACCAAUUUUCAGUUACUUUUCAAUUGGCUGUACGUUUCCACGCCAACUUUUCCGGUGAAAGGAGAUCAGGUAUCUAUUCUAACCAAACCAGAUGAAUUCUACGAUUCGUUGGUUAAUCGAUGUAGUCAAGCUACUUCCCGAAUUGUGCUCGCUUCUUUAUACUUAGGAACCGGGGAUAAAGAACAAAGACUGGUUGAUACUAUCGCUGCUAGAGCUAGCGAACGCGAGUCUCAUCUUAGGAUUAAAAUUUUACUGGAUAAUUUUCGAGGAUCUCGAGGAGAAUUGAAUUCUAGACAAAUGUUAUUAUCGGUUUUGGAACAAAAAGCUCAUGUACAGGUUGCUUUGUAUCGUACUCCAAAAGUAGGAAAUUUUCUAAGCAAGAUUUUACCUCCAAGAUACAACGAAUUGAUCGGUUUACAACAUAUGAAGAUAUACGUAGUCGAUGACGAUGUCAUGAUCAGCGGUGCUAAUCUGAGCCAUGACUAUUUCACGAACCGGCAAGACAGAUGUAUAUUGAUCAAAGAUAAUAAACAAAUAGCUGAUUUCUUCGAAGGAGUUGUUAGUAUUUUAUGCGACGCGUCGUUACAAUUAGACAAACACGAUCAACUUUCAGUACUAGGAUCGAAAACCGAACCUCAAGAUUACGUAAUGAAUGUCCAGGAUCUAAAAUAUAAAUUAAUAUCGUAUUAUUCUUCGUUUAUCCAUUCGCCUAAACAGAAUCAAACUUCGGAAUACGAUACGUGGAUCUUCCCUACAAUUGAAAUACCACCCUGUGACAUACAUAUCGACAGCACCGCUGUAGGAGAAGUAUUAGCAAACAUACCGAAUAACUCUCACGUUCAUUUAGCCAGCGGUUACUUCAAUUUAAACGAUAAAUACGUAUCAGCUAUCUUAAAAUCUAACGCAAAAUACGACGUACUUGUUGCACAUCCUACGGCUAACGGAUUCUACCAGUCGAAUGGAUUAUCUGGUUAUAUCCCCGAUAUGUAUACUUGCCUGACUGAAAGAUUCUUACAAAAAGUCGAGUUGAAUUAUUUAACCGAUCGGAUCAAUAUACACGAGUAUAAAAGACCCGAAUGGACUUUCCAUGGUAAAGGUAUUUGGGUUACUCCUCCUAAUGAAAAUACUCCUCAGCUUACUGUUAUAGGAUCAUCGAAUUAUGGUGCCAGAUCCCAGGAUCGAGAUUUAGAAAGUCAGAUUAUUUUACUAACGGAAAAUGAAAAUUUAAGACAUCAAUUGCAUAGAGAACAUCAGAAAAUGUAUCAGUACUCGGAAACUUUUGAUCGUAAGACCUUAGUCGAAGAAAAAAGAUCACCUAGAAGCUGGAUCGCUUUUUUAGUUCUUUUGUUGAAGAGUUAUUUUUAAAUACUAUUACUUUCUUUAGAUAAUAUUGUAAACAUUGUGAUAUGCGUCGGUAGCUUUUGAAAUAUUAAUAGUAUGUAUUGCAGAAGAAUAUAUUAUCGUGAUAGAAUUAAAUGAAAAAUAGUUGUGGUUUUAAAAUUUUAAAAGUGAUUGUUUGUUUUGUAAUUUUUGCAUUUAUUUUUAAUACUUAGUUGACGCAUUAUUGGAAUAUAUUAUCGAAAUUUCGCGUUCA
Molecule: messenger RNA, 1800 nt
Organism: Planococcus citri (citrus mealybug)
Lineage: Eukaryota; Metazoa; Arthropoda; Insecta; Hemiptera; Pseudococcidae
Gene: PGS1
Product: Phosphatidylglycerophosphate synthase 1
Exons: 8
Coding region: 189-1571 (460 amino acids)
Biological process (GO): cardiolipin biosynthetic process
Cellular component (GO): mitochondrion
Molecular function (GO): CDP-diacylglycerol-glycerol-3-phosphate 3-phosphatidyltransferase activity
Source: RefSeq, a predicted model, not a curated record